Molecule: messenger RNA, 896 nt
Organism: Chara braunii
Lineage: Eukaryota; Viridiplantae; Streptophyta; Charophyceae; Charales; Characeae
Source: the annotation of a GenBank genome assembly
UUGCUACAACAAUCCAGUGGGCCGAGCUUCAGUGUCUCUCAGGUCAAGAAGGUGGAGCAUGGGUUGUGGCAGUGCUGCUACUUGUUGAGUUGGAGUUGCUGAGACUGGUUGUUGGAGAGUGGAGAAGACUAGAAGACACCAAUGAUGGAAGUGGGGUUUCGGUUGCAGAUUCUCGGAUGGGAGAGGCAGAAAACGAGCAUGUUUUUCCUUCAGAGGUUGGUGGUGCUGAUCUGCCAAUGGGGGAUGCUGAUGCAGCUGCGCACAGAACCAUUGGUGGAAGAGAUAGCGAGGCAGAGGAAACUGGGGAUAGGCUGAAGCAGAGCCUUGUUGUGUCGAGCGUGCAACUUGCCGCAAAGAUCAUUUUAACUCCCAGGACAAAAGUGCUCCUUCAGCUCAGCGAAAGGCUCUUUCCAUGCCAAUGGAGAGAGCUGCGGCAAUUGGUGGCUAUAUUGGGUACUGUUGGUGGUCCAGGUGCACCGGGAGGGCUGGCUGGCGGGAUCAGAAGCAUAGCUUACUCUGCAGCUGCGAGCAUAGGAGCAGUGCACGAUGAUCUCCAGGUAAAUCAGAGGCCAAACAUCCCCGUGCUCCGUGCACUCAUGGGGAUGAGUGCUAGAUUGUGGCCGUUGGAUGGGUGGCUAAUUGGAGGAGCUCCUAUCUGGCUGCCAUUGGAUAUGGUACUCGAAGAGGCAGUCGGAGGGAAACGCAUUCCGUUGGUUUCGACUGUUGCCCAAAUUGCAGAGACGGUUACGGCUUUGCGCCAGAUUGAUGGUGCUCCGUGGCGGGAUGUCAUGCUGGCACUAUGGCUGGCGGCUUUACGCACAGUGAGCCGGGUAUGCUACUCGUUUCUUGCUCAAUAGUGGAUCCUGAGUUCUUAAUUCCUUAUGUCAUUUGACUCG